Messenger RNA from Pangasianodon hypophthalmus (striped catfish), 2262 nucleotides. Its product is annotated as polymeric immunoglobulin receptor-like. The transcript has 10 exons. The record is from RefSeq and is a predicted model, not a curated record. Bases 56 to 1636 code for a protein of 526 amino acids. NCBI's taxonomy places the organism in Eukaryota, Metazoa, Chordata, Actinopteri, Siluriformes, Pangasiidae.
AGAGUUCUACACAUCUGGCACCGGAUUCAGCCAGAAAGGAAGUGAAACUAAGUGCAUGGUUCUCAGAAGAGCUGCUCAUGCACGAGUACGUCCAUUAACACACAGCAGGAUGACUUCUCUCCUUUUUCUCGGUGUUCUCCUUCUUCAACUUCCAGGUGUCCUGUGCACUGUGACCACAGUGGGAGAGUGGACAGUGUUAGAGGGUCAAUCGAUCAUUGUCCCCUGCCAUUACAACCCUGAGUACACUCCGAAUGUGAAGUACUGGUGCCAGGGCCCCAUGAAGGACUUCUGUACCACUCUGGCACGCACAAACCAGCCAGAAUCUGCUCCAUCCUCAAAAGCGAGAAUAACGAUUGCUGAUGACCCGAGGCAUUAUGUGUUCACAGUGACCAUGCGUGAGCUGAAGGAGAAGGACUCGGGCCGGUACUGGUGCGGCGUGGAAAUAGGAGGGAUAUGGAACAAAGAUAGCACCACGUCAUUUUAUAUAAGUGUCAUACACGGUAUGUCAGUAGCAAACAAUGAAGUAAGUGCUGAGGAGGGUGGCAGUGUCACUGUGCAGUGCCUCUACAGUGAGAAACACAGGGAGAAUGAGAAGAGAUGGUGCAGGAGUGGUGACAUAAGCUCCUGCAAGGGUACAAGCAACGGGACGUUCAGCAGUGAAUCUCUGCUCAUCAGCGAUGACAGGAAGGACACAGUUACCGUGACGAUGAGGCGUCUGGAGAAGCGGGACACAGGAUGGUACUGGUGCGAAGCUGGCGAGCACCAAUUGUCUGUUUAUGUGUUAGUCACUCCAAGAUCAACCACAACUGCCUUGGAUGUAAAAACACAACAGCAUCUGUCCGAGGUUAAAGCUCAGAACUCCAACAGUCACAAUGUUCGGCAGUCUCUUCUGAUAGUGUGUGGAGCUCUGUUGUUCUUGGUAACAUGGAUGAUAUGGAAGCGAUUUAGUGCUGUCUGUCAGGCAUCGAGGCAGUUUAGUCUUAAAACUGGAGAAUCUGUCACCAUCCCAUGUCAUUAUGAUAGGAAAUAUAUACAACAUAAGAAAUACUGGUGCUAUGGAAGAACAUUCAAUUUCUGCAAAAUUCAGGCAUAUGCCAAUGACACACAGGGGAAAGUGACAGUGACUGAUUACCCAGCUGAGAGUCUCUUUACUGUGACAAUGAAUAAUCUCCAGACAGAAAAUACUGGAUGGUACUGGUGUGUUGUAGAGAUAGGUGGAAUAAAGACGCCAGAUAUUAAAGAAGAUCUUUCCAUUACAGUGAAAUCAGAUCCUGAUCUGUCUGUGAUGGAGAGCAGAGUGAGAGGUGAGGAAGGAGGCAGUGUCACAGUCCAGUGUUUCUACAGCUCUGCGUAUCAGAAUACACAGAAGCAGUGGUGCAGAUUGAAAGAUGGACGCUGCAACACAUUUAGGAAGACUGCCACAUCCCAGAAUUCAGCAGUGCACAUCAGUGAUGAUGGGAGAAGAUCCUUCAGCGUGCAGAUGAGUGGACUGAAGAAGAGUGAUGCUGGCUGGUACUGGUGCAGUGCAGGAGAUCUGCAGGUUCCUGUUCACAUCAGUGUCUUUGGUGACGUUUCAGAUUCUCCAGAUUCCAAAGAACGCAUAAAGCCAGUGAUGUUCUGCAUUGCAAACAGGUGAAGGAUGUGAUCCUGGUGGUACUGACAAUUUAUAGAACAUUAUCUUUGUUUCCAUAACUGAUAUGAGAUAAAAUGUGGUUCAAUGGAUUCAACCGCAAGGGACUUCUUUUAUUUGGAAUAUAUACAAUAAUUAUACUUAUAGUAACUUGUGUUAUAUCUGCUAUUAUUGAAUAAGGGUAAGAUAAGGUAAAAAAUUAAAUUCUCAGAGUGGUCUAAAGCCAUGUAAUCAGGUGCUUUUAGCGUCUUUGGUUUAAAAUGCUGUAUGUAUUACUGUGUUAUUACAAUAUAAUCACAGCAAUGUUAUAGUAGCUGUACAGUAAGGACCUCAGAUAUGGUAUACACUGCCAAUUCUGUAAAUAUUUAUCCACAGUAACAAGUGGCCUGCUGUAUUGAACUGUUAAACACAUUUAAAGCAUCAUAUUGAUCAAAACACAGUAUUUUAGUCUACAAUUUACACAAAUUCUUCACCCACUAAGACUAGUACAGCAUUUACUUUCUUAGACAAUGGAUAUUUUCUGUCAUAUAGCAUCAGACCUAUUCAUUUUUCCAACAAUAUAUUAGCACUGGAUGAAGGAAUGUUUGUAUUUUACUGGGUAGUUGAUUAUAAUAAAGUUUGUGUUAUACUCC